Molecule: messenger RNA, 2972 nt
Organism: Varanus komodoensis (Komodo dragon)
Lineage: Eukaryota; Metazoa; Chordata; Lepidosauria; Squamata; Varanidae
Product: sialic acid-binding Ig-like lectin 10
Exons: 11
Coding region: 49-1983 (644 amino acids)
Source: RefSeq, a predicted model, not a curated record
UCCCCUGCACAAGGACGCUUGCCUUGCCUUCCUGCAGCUGCAUGUUGGAUGUGCAACUGCACAGAGCUCCUGCUCCAGGAAGAAGCAUCUGUUUUCAACAAGAUGCCAGAAGAUGGGAGAACUUGGCAGCUUGUGGAUCUCCUUGGUAAAAAGAAGACUCUGCCUCCUUCUGUGUCAAGAGGGGUGAUUCUGAUCCUUGCCUUCCUCUGUAAAGAUACGUUGAGCCAACCACCACAAAAGUACUCAAUAAAUGUUCCACAUCAUGUCGACGUGCAACGAGGUCUCUCUGCUCGUAUUUCCUGCCAGUUCACUUAUGCUCCACAUGACCUCUAUUGGGGGAAUGAGAUAUAUGGGUACUGGUUUAAGUUUCAUGAAACAGAGCGACAUUGUUUAAAACCAGACAGUUCCUGCCAUCAGGGUCAUCUUAUGGCUACCAAUGACUACAGACAGAGUGUUGAGACCUCUGCCAGGGACCGGUUCUAUUUAACGGGAGAUCCAAAGCAAAGAAGCUGCUCCUUCCUCAUUGUUAAUGCCCAGUUGGAAGAUGCAGGACUGUACUACUUCAGAGUUCAGGCAGGAUGGAAAUUAAAAUACAGUUACAGUAUUUCACCUCAAGUUUCUGUGACAGAAAAACCUCGGGACAUCCAGGUCACAGUGGCCAUAUCGCAACAUCAGCAGCAAGUCUCACAUUUGCAGAAGAAGGAAGGGGAUUUGGAGCCUGUGACUGUCCAGGAAGGGGACAGUGUCCACCUGCUCUGUCAGGCCAGUGGCAACCCUGAUCCCGUCCUGACUUGGAGGAACCAGAAUAAGACCUUCACGGAAUCCCUUCCAUUGGCCCAGGUUGGACUGGAGGCGGCUGGGGAGUACGAGUGCCAGGCAGUGAACUCACUCGGCUCAGCCAAGAUCACCAUUCAGCUGCUCGUGCAAUAUUCUCCAAGGACAAUGACAUUCCGUGUUUCCCGGGCUUCCAGGAAAAACCAAACACUCACCCGAGAUGCCCCCCAGGAAGUGGCUGAAGGCUCCCAGUGGAUGGCCGAGGAAGGCAGCUCGUUGUGGCUUCUUUGCAAGGCCGACAGCAGCCCUCCAGCCAAAGCACACUGGAUAAAGGAAGGAAGGACCCUGGAGAGCUUCCCACAUAGCUGGCUGGCGCUGACCAACCUGACAGUCACAGACGAGGGCAAAUAUACAUGCCAGGCGGAGAACUUCCUGGGACUGAUCUCGGGGACCUUCCAUCUCUACGUAGCCCAUGCCCCAAAGGUCAGCCAAAACUCCCUGAGAAAUACUACGUGUUGGUACAGGGACAAGGGCUUUGUCUGUGAUUGCUCCCUGUCCUCCAAGCCUGGCCCCGAGAUCCAGUGGCAGGUGGAUGGGGAGCUGAUCAGCGGGAGCAGCAAUGACAGCAACUGGCAGGUGACUUCCUUGGUCCAGGAAGAAGAGGCCACCAGCUCCCUAAACUGGACAGGAAGCCUGGAGACUGAUCACAGGAUCACCUGCACUGGGAGAAAUGCUUUUGGAGUCUGCACAGUGCAAUUCCUGCUCAGCUCCUUGAAAAACUGCACCAUCACCGCCUCCUCCACAGGAAGCCCUGCGCCUUGGUUCGUCUCCGGGCUCUUUGGGGGCUGGCUGGCAGCCAGCCUCAUCCUGCUGGGCCUGUGGAUGCUCAGGUUUCAUAACCAGAAGAAAACCCACUCAAAAGCAAGCAGCGUCGGACCUGUAGAUCUCACCAAUGGAGAACAUCAGAGAGCGAACAGCAGCAGUCUGAUCUACAGCAACAUUUUACCUGGGGCUCCAAGAACACACCUUGUUGGCCCGUCCAAAGCAGCUGAGGAGAGAAGUCCUAAACCUGGCCCAGUCCGCAGAAUUCCCAGCCCGAGAACAGCUGAUCCAGAGCAGCUCCAUUACGCAUCCCUGGCAUUCAACCUGAAGAGCAGAGGAGUCCCCACACCAGACGAGGAAGCCACAGAAUAUUCAGCAAUCAAAUAGAAAUAAUGCUCUUGUUCCUCAGCAGCCCCCCCAUGGGGGAGGCAGGCGAUUCAGGGACGGGCACAGGUUGCUCUGCUAACCAUGCAAGACUCCAAUGGAUUCAGUACUUCCCAGUGCAGAAGGAAAACUGGGGUGGAUGCAGUUGGAAGAACAACUCCCCUCAAUACACCAUCAAGUUCCCACUCCUGAUGGGCUGAGGAGAAAAAGCCUUGGGGCACUCCAGAGAUGGAUGGAGAAUUCCAUUACGGCAACUCGCUUACCUUGGUAUCAUAUGCACGCCUCACCUGGGAAGGAAGGAUCAGAAAGAGAUGACUGUGGGCUCAUCCAACUACCUUAUGCAUCAUAAGCUAAACAGAACCUGCCCAUGUGCCCGGGAACUGCCCAUUUCCUUGAUUAGCUGAGCUACUCUGAUGUCGCAGAAUGUUCUCUGGAAAGGCAGGAACUGCCAACACAAAAGUAUUCAUGUACAUUGCACCAUCUCCUAAAACUUAUUGUGGCUCAAACAGUUCAUCUUGCAAAGCAUGUGCACUUGGAGGUGUCCAUAAACACAGAUAUGUUUAUUUUAUCCAUUUCUAUUUUUCUAAAUAUUUUCAGUCACUAUCCCUAUUAUUUCUGGCUUUGAGGGUAUCAUUCUUUCAUGUAUCUAUCUGAUAAACUUAGAUGCUUUUUAUAUGGUGCAGCAAUUCCAUAGGGUUACUUUCUAUGUCUGUGGUUUGAUUUGCAAACGCUGUCCUAGUUCUUAUGAGGAUCACCUCUAUAGCUCUUGUUAUAGGUCUUUUCUUAUUGCCACAUGGAAUGCUACCUUUAGAGACCAUAACUUGCCCAAAGUGACGCAGUAAGCUAACAUCUGUAGGACUGAACAGCACCCAUGAUGCUUACGCCAAAAUAAAUUGGUUAAACUUUAAGGGGCUGUAAGACACUUUCAUGUUCUUACAGUGAGCUAAGUGUGCAAUUAAAGCUGAAGACCAAACCUGUUGUGAGCUUGUCCA